AUGAUCCGGACUUGUUUCCCCCCUCCUCAAGAACCUCCAGUGUUUGCCCACCCGCCUCCACACCAAAAACUCCUCCUGUUUGUUUUUAAAGCAAUUACCUGUUCCUCUGCAGUCACAGAUCAGCUCCCACGAGUUUCCAGCAACCUUUCCCUUCAGGCAAUCAGUCGCAGAUUCACGGAUGAAAAGUUGGUGAGCAAAGAGCACAAAAUCACAAGCUCAUGGAAUUUCUCCCGCGGGACGAAUCCUCGUUCAAAUCCCAGAAGCUCGGAGCCCCGGGAAAGAGGCCGCGAGAAGAGACAUCUCUCCCGACGGGAACAUGAUGGAAGUGAAGAGAGGGAAGCCAAGCAACUGAAAAGGGAACAGGAAAGGAAAUUCGGGUCCAUGGAGGAGGAGAAGGAGGAGGCGACGAGGAGUUUUCCAGCGAGGGGAGGUGGCAGCGGGAUCGAAUCCAAGUACGGCCACCGUCUUGGAAAGGCCUUGGAAAACCAGGCCUUUGACGUCGAGCGUCUGAGACACGAAGAGCGAAGGCAGUUGCUGGAAAAUAUCGAACAGGCAGCUGCUGUGGUGCUGACUCUGGUCUAUCAGGAUGGUUCUUCGCAGCUAAAACCCGACAAAAGUCAGACCGGCAGGCUCGGGCCUUCCACCGCCAACACAGCCGCUGAGGAUGAACUGGACGGACGCGACAGGCACGUUUUCCUGGGAAUGGGACCCUCUUCGAAGUGGGGCCAGGAAGGCGAGGCGAAUGAUCGCUUCUCCAGGAAAGUGCUGUUUCAAAUACUAAAGUGUGCAAGUCCAGUUAUUUGCUUUAAUGCGAAGGAUUUUUUAAGAACUGUCCUGCAGAGCUCCGGCCGUGAGAUCACCUGGAAACAAGUUGCCAGCUGUGCUGUGUUCGAUCCCAGAAUCGCCGCCUGGCUCCUGGAUCCUAAGGACGCCGCGCCCUGUUUUGAAGAUUUGGUAGCAAAAUAUUUUGGAAAAUCCACCUCUGUGAGAACAGAGGGAGAAAACACUGAUUCUUCACCUAGUGCAGUGGAACAGAAUUUAUGUGCAAACCUGAAGAUUCUUUACAGACUGACGAUGGAUCUUUGUACUAAGUUACAGGUUUGUGGCUUGUGGCGCUUAUUUCACACUUUGGAGCUCCCCCUGAUACCGAUUUUGGCAGUGAUGGAAAGCCAGAAGAUUCAGGUGAACCAAGAAGAACUGCGAAGGACGUCAGAACUUCUUGGGGUCCGCCUGACGGAACUGGAGCAGCAGGCCCACUUCCAGGCCGGAGAACGGUUCCUUUUGACCAGCAGCCAUCAGCUCAGAGAGAUUUUGUACGACAAAUUCAAGUUGCAUCUGCUGUGCAAAAGUAAGCCUCUUCCCCGAACUCAGCGCCGGAAAUACCCAUCCACCUCAGAGGCUGCGUUAAAUGCUCUGCGGGACCUGCAUCCUUUACCCAAGAUCAUUUUAGAGUGUAAGGGAGUUCAUAAGAUGAAAUCAACCUUUGUGGAUGGACUGUUGGCGUGCAUGAAAGAGGGCUUCAUUUCACCCACGUGGAAUCAGACUGGAACUGUGAGUGGCAGACUUUCAGCCAAGCAGCCCAAUAUUCAAGGCAUCUCCAGGCACCCAAUCCAAAUUACCAGACGUCAGAACGUAAGAGGGAAAGAAGAAGAUGAAAUAGUGACUAUUUCCCCAAGAUCGAUGUUUGUUUCCGCCAAAGGUUGCGUGUUCCUAGCAGCAGACUUUUCUCAGGUGGAAUUGCGAAUCCUGGCACACCUGUCUCGUGAUCCCCAACUCCUCGGCUUGUUCCGGGAACCGGAAAGCGCGGACGUCUUCGCUUCCCUGGCUUCUCAGUGGAAAGGCCGUCCUCUGGAAGAGGUGAAGCCCGAGGAGAGAGAGCAGGCCAAGCGUGUCGUGUACUCAGCCGUGUACGGAGCAGGGAAAGAACGCCUUGCUGCUUGCCUCGAUGUCACCCCUCUUCAAGCCGGCCGGUUUAUAGAGAGUUUCCUGCAGAAAUAUAAGAAAGUUCAUGAUUUCACACAAGAAACCAUCGCCCAGUGCCACAGAAAAGGGUUCGUGGCUUCCGUCAUGGGGCGAACCAGACCCCUGGCAAACAUCAACGCUGUAGACGCCACUCUGCGAGCCCAGGCGGAGAGACAGGCCGUGAAUUUUGCCGUCCAAGGUUCUGCCGCCGACCUGUGCAAACUGGCCAUGAUUGAGAUUUUCAAGUCCAUCUCCAUUUCCCCAACUCUGUCCGCUAGGAAGACUGCCUCACCCGCUGCGAGAAAUCUUUUCUCGGAAAUAUAUAUAGUGACGAUGGCAGACAUUGCAGUGUCUAGCGAAGCCCUGCUGCUACUACUGGGGGACCGCAGCCCCGCUGAGGGGGACACCGAGGCCAGCGUAACACAGCAGGCCACCCAAGCAGCGGCUGUCAGUGGACUGACAGAGGCUGCGUGCCAGCUGGGAAGCCAAAAGAACUCUCUCAAAGCCCGCUGUCAAAUAAUGCGGCAAAGCAGGGGACUGUGGGGGAAACGCUGCAGCCUGCGGCCCCCAACCCAGCCUGGCACAGGCAGAACUUGGGGGGCAGGCAGGCUCAGUUCUGGUUCUUUGCCUUUCAAUUCUCAAGUCUGGAAGCCUUCCACUGUGAAAUCCUCUGACCUUUGUGGGGAAGCAAAAAGGCGGGGAAGCAAAGAGGCAGGGAAGCAGAAACCUUCCAUUGUGAAAUCCUCUGACCUUUGUGGGAACACACAAAGAGGCAGGGAAGCCUCAAGCAGCAGCUGGACUGCUCGAAACGUAUUUGGAAAUAGAAAAAGAAAACAUUACGUUUUGGAAAAUCGCACCUGUGACUUCGGUCCCAACACCCUCUCUCCUUCUUAUGUCAAAAAAGGCCUUUCUCCGAAAGACACGCCGUGUCCAGGGCUGGUAAGGAGCACCACGCGUGGGAGGAACCAGCUUUCUUUGAACCAGAUCCGACUGCCCUUGCAGGCCCGGAUUCAACCCACACCUGAUCCCAGCUGUGGGGGAAGCCAGGGAAUGCACAGACAGCCUAGUUUGGGGGCAGUUCGGGACGCAGAAGCAAAGGCCAAGGCUUACCUGGAAUUGUUGGUUGCCCAGAUCCAUGAUGAAUUGUUGUUUGAAGUGGAAGACUCACAGGUUCUUGAAUUUUCAGGCCUCUCCCGGCCGCCGGUCAGCGGCGUCUGGGCUCAAGGAAGAGAACUGAAAUGGAGGAGUGCUAAAUUGAAGGGUUUUGAACUGUCUUCUAGCCCUGGUGAAAAGGACGAUGGAGUCCCUGCAGCACAUUGA
Tachyglossus aculeatus (Australian echidna) is the source of this 3282-nucleotide messenger RNA. It is a transcript of the gene POLN, whose product is annotated as DNA polymerase nu. The coding region runs from base 1 to 3282 and encodes 1093 amino acids. The record is from RefSeq and is a predicted model, not a curated record. The transcript has 27 exons. Lineage: Eukaryota; Metazoa; Chordata; Mammalia; Monotremata; Tachyglossidae. Gene Ontology annotation, molecular function: DNA binding; DNA-directed DNA polymerase activity. Gene Ontology annotation, biological process: double-strand break repair; DNA-templated DNA replication.